AUGUCGAUCCGUGUAUCUGAUGUAGGCUAUGUCAUCAACUAUGAUUUCCCCAACAAUUGUGAAGAUUACAUUCACAGAAUUGGAAGAACUGGGCGUGCUGGCAUGAAGGGAACAUCGUUCACCUACUUCACCACUGACAACGCCAAGUCUGCCCGAGAGCUUGUGAACAUUUUGAAGGAAGCUAAAGCAGUUGUACCCCCUCAACUCGAAGAAAUGACUAUGUAUGGCGGCGGAGGCGGCCGAAGUCGUUACGGCGGUGGUGGUCGCGGUCGGGGAGGCGGCGGCGGACGAUUCGGUGGAGGAGGUGGCGGCUAUGGCGGUGGCGACAGUGGAUAUGGUGGAAGGAAAGAUCGCUGGUAUUGCAUCAUCAUAUGGAACCCAAUUACGCUGCGGGUCAACGGCAGUUCUUCUACCAUAUGCACCGUCACUUUCGCUGCACCUUCGCUGCGACUGUACGAUACCUCCGAAAGGAUUGACUUAAGGUUGGUAGCACCAUCCAGCACAUGCACACUUUUGGCGGAAGUACUUGGGUUAUCUGCGUGGGAUCCUCGGUUUAAUGCGGUCGAGCUUCGCAGUAUCGCCCAUCGCCCUACUGCGGGACGCCGCCGCUCUCCUUUGGCGACUUGGUUGCUUUCUUUCACCGCUCUGUCGACGUCACUAUCGGGCUCAGGCUGGUUACCCGUGAGCAGCACACGACCAACGGAUAUCUCUUUUGCAGUAACCAUAUGGAUGACUCUUCGUGAAACUAGUACACGUUAA
Guyanagaster necrorhizus is the source of this 759-nucleotide messenger RNA. RefSeq lists its product as uncharacterized. The record is from RefSeq and is a predicted model, not a curated record. The coding region runs from base 1 to 759 and encodes 252 amino acids. Lineage: Eukaryota; Fungi; Basidiomycota; Agaricomycetes; Agaricales; Physalacriaceae. The transcript is spliced from 7 exons.